This is a messenger RNA of Desarmillaria tabescens, 675 nucleotides long. RefSeq lists its product as uncharacterized. The record is from RefSeq and is a predicted model, not a curated record. NCBI's taxonomy places the organism in Eukaryota, Fungi, Basidiomycota, Agaricomycetes, Agaricales, Physalacriaceae. The transcript has 3 exons. The coding region runs from base 1 to 675 and encodes 224 amino acids.
AUGUCCGUUCUACUUCUAACGCCGGUCGUCGCUCAAGCCAUUCUCACUUGGCUCGUUCUCUUCAUUCUUGUCUCCUCCUUACCAACGGCGAACGCGUCUAUAUACCCAACCCAGCCAAUCGCAGCGACCGUAUACAACGUCGGCCAACCCGCCGUGCUCAAUUGGCGCUCAACACCCAAGGCGAAGGAGAUUCGAAGAUUCAAGGUAGAGCUCUUUGCUGGGAACCACACAUACAUAGAAACUCUCGCCAGAAACGUCCAUACUCAGUUACAAACGUAUAACCUUUACCUCUCGCCGCAGCUAAAAUAUGAGGGUAGUGAUUAUACUAUGCGUUGGAUAUCCGAGUCCGACCGGGAAAAUAUCGUCUACACUUCCCAUUUCACAAUUGCAGGCAUACCUGAUCUUCUCUCUCCCUCUUCCGACGCGUUCGCGAAAACCGCCGCAGCCACCAAACUCGCUCUCCAAGCCACAGCUACGCAGUCUGAGACUGGUGGUAGUCCUUCAUGUUCCUCAACCGGUGCAGCCUGUCCAGGAUCCACUGUGUACGCAAAUCCUUUAGAUACGACAGGCUCUGGUGACUCUCAUCCGUACUCUGCUGCCCAUUCACGCCGCUUCGAUGCUAGGCUCUUCUUUGUCCUCUGGCCGGCGAUAGUCGGAUUCUCGAUGGCUUUGUAA